AUGAAUCCCGCUGGAAAUACCCAAAAGGCCAGCCGCCGUAUCAUCCUGGGCCUAAUGACGUUCGGCCCAAAACCCGAAUUUGGUGCCCGAAUGACAGACAUGGAGACGUUCAACGAAGCUUUGGACCUGUUCCAGCAGCGAGGAUACAACGAAGUCGAUACAGCCCGCAAGUACGUUGGCCUCGAACAGGAAGCAUUUACACGCGAUGCCAAAUGGAAAGAACGCGGGCUCGUCCUCGCAACGAAAGUGAAUUCUCCGACUAUCAAUGGCGAUAACUCUGCCGACAAGGUCGUGGCGUCAGUUGAGACUAGCUUGAAGGAAUUGGGUACCGACUUUGUAGAUAUCCUAUACCUCCAUCGUCCAGAUCGUGGAACCCCCUUCCAAGAAACCCUUGAAGCGAUAGACAAGCUACACAAGGCAGGCAAAUUUGGACGAUUCGGCGUCAGCAACUUCACUGCAUUUGAACUAGCCGAGGUCGUCAUGAUGUGCAAAUACAACGGCUGGGUACGACCCACCAUCUAUCAAGGCAUUUACAACAUCAUUGUGAGAAACAUUGAGACGGAGGUGUUCAAAGCGUGCCGCAGAUAUGGCCUCGAAAUAGUGGUAUUCAAUCCUGUAGGCGGCGGCCUCUUCUCCGGCAAGAUCAAGCAGGGCGUCAUUCCCGAAGACGGCCGCUUCUCCGACCUCACUAGGUCGGGUAAGAUAUAUCGCAAGCGGUACUAUCGCGAUGCUACUUUUCAGGCAAUACGGAUCAUCGAGAGUGCCAGCGAGAAACAUGGAAUAAGCAUGAUUGAAACAGCGCUGCGGUGGAUGGUACACCACUCUAAGCUCAACGUGGUGGACGGCAGUGACGGCAUCAUCAUUGGUGUUGCCAGUGUGGAACAGCUCAAGACGAAUCUUGAUUGUCUUGAAAAGGGGCCGCUUCCAGAGGAUGUUGUUGAGGCGGCUGAGCAGGCGUGGCAGAUUUCGAAGGGAGAUUCUGCAAACUACUGGAUUGGGGAUGUUGAGUAUACGUAUGACACUAUUGAUGCUCUUUUUGGGUCGGGUGCCAAGUAA
This is a messenger RNA of Pochonia chlamydosporia 170, 1056 nucleotides long. RefSeq names its product aflatoxin B1 aldehyde reductase member 2. The record is from RefSeq and is a predicted model, not a curated record. Bases 1 to 1056 code for a protein of 351 amino acids. The transcript has 2 exons. Gene Ontology annotation, molecular function: oxidoreductase activity. NCBI's taxonomy places the organism in Eukaryota, Fungi, Ascomycota, Sordariomycetes, Hypocreales, Clavicipitaceae.